AUGUUAUGUGUUACCGCAGAAAUCACGAGGUCCCAGCAAACAUUUUCAACGCUACAAAAUCAUUCUACGCCGGCCCCAUCCACUGCUCCAAAAUCGACAGAUGAACAACAUUCCUUUGUGGCCAUAUUUCCAGACAUUGUACGAGACCUGAAAGAAGUUACCGACAAAAAGAUUCGCCCAGAGGUUAUCUCGUGGUUUGAACGCGCGUUAACAUAUAAUGUACCACAUGGCAAGCUAAAUCGUGGCUUACUGACUGUACAAACAUACAAACAUCUUGUAUCAGCAAAUUAUUUGACGCCGUACAAUAUAAGGUUGGCCCAAAUUCUUGGAUGGUGUGUAGAAAUGUUACAUGGCUCCUUUGUGCUCUAUGAUGACAUUGUGGAUAAUAGCUCAACCCGACGAGGUCAAACCUGCUGGCACAGACUUCUUGAUGUUGGCCUAAACGCUAUUGGUGACGCAACAAUGUUGGAAAAUACUAUGUACAAUUUGCUGAAGAAGUAUUUUAGAUCAACUGAUUGCUAUUUGUAGCUUUUGGAAUUAUUCCAUGAAAUAACUUUUAUCUCGGCCUGUGGUCAUAGCAUGGAUUUGCUGAAUACCAAAAAUGAUGUUUUCUCAUUUUCCAUGGAAAAGUAUAAUGCCACAGUGGUAAAUAAGGGCGCUUAUUACACAUUUUACCUGCCCUUUGCCUUGGCAUUGCAUUUAGCUGGCAUUAAAGAUCAGGAAGUUUUCUUACAAUCCAAAACCAUUUUACUCGAAAUGGGCCAUCUCUUUCAAGUACAAGAUGAUUUUUUGGAUUGUUUUGGUAAACCCGAAAUAACAGGGAAGAUUGGUACUGAUAUUCAGGAUAACAAGUGUACUUGGUUGGCUGUGGUUUGCAUGCAAAGGUCCAAUGAAGAGCAAAAACAAAUCAUGAAGGAUUGCUAUGGAAUAAAUGAUCCUGAAAAAGUUAAAAUAGUGAAAGAACUUUACCAUAGCUUGGAACUUCCUAAUAUAUAUACAACCUACGAAGAGAAAUCAUAUGACAGUAUUAAAACUCGUAUACAACAGACAUCUGGAGUGGUGCCACAUAGAACAUAUUUGCAACUUCUUGAUACGCUAUAUAAACGUAAUUUAUAAGCACGGUUAGCCAACAAAUAAUAUGGGGUGAAGUUCGAAUUCUAAUUGAAUAUCAUAAAAUGCCACAACAUGAUGUUUUAUGUUUUCCAUGAAUCAAGCCAAAUCUUGA
Molecule: messenger RNA, 1225 nt
Organism: Stomoxys calcitrans (stable fly)
Lineage: Eukaryota; Metazoa; Arthropoda; Insecta; Diptera; Muscidae
Product: farnesyl pyrophosphate synthase-like
Exons: 6
Biological process (GO): trans, trans-farnesyl diphosphate biosynthetic process
Cellular component (GO): cytoplasm
Molecular function (GO): dimethylallyltranstransferase activity; (2E,6E)-farnesyl diphosphate synthase activity
Source: RefSeq, a predicted model, not a curated record